Messenger RNA from Trypanosoma grayi, 1617 nucleotides. RefSeq lists its product as hypothetical. The transcript has a single exon. The coding region runs from base 1 to 1617 and encodes 538 amino acids. The record is from RefSeq and is a predicted model, not a curated record. Lineage: Eukaryota; Euglenozoa; Kinetoplastea; Trypanosomatida; Trypanosomatidae.
AUGGUGCGCUUCCAACCGUGGUGUAUGGCACUGCAGACGCGCUUCAAGUGGCGCCACAAAGAGACAGACCGCUGGCGUCGUCUUAUGGACGCGACGUGCGUCCCCUUCGAUUGGUUCGGCCAGACGCGCGGCCCGACAUUCACGCAGUUCGGUGGUCACUGGACGCACCUGCUCACCUGCGCCCAUGUUGUGUGCCCGUGGGACUACCCCAACUACUACCCGCCGGAGGGGCCGGCACGCUUUGUCUCGCGCAUCACGCUCGCCGACACCAUGACGCAGGUGCGCCUCGUAUCGCUGCAGGGCACUGCGGUUUACAAGCACUUCACGUCGAACCAGCACGUGUACGUGCACACCAACCCGCGGCUAGAUCUCUGCGUGCUGCACGCUGAGCAGAACUUGAGGCGCAGCGGGGAGAUGAAGAUGCUAUGGAUGCAGAACGAAGGCUACGUCAUACGCCCGCGGCUGGAAGUGGUGGAGCCGCUCGCGGUAGGCGACCACGUGUGGAUCUACGGCAUGACUGCGCACGAGUCGCUCUUUGACGAGGAGAAGGGGCCAGAGCCGCUCAUGAUACCAACAGGCAUCCGUGCUAAGGUGCACGCGCUGACGCGGGAACACUUCUUCCUCGACACGACAUCCAUCGAAGGCGAGGAGAAGGGUCGCAUCGGCAUGGGCAUGUGUGGCUCGGUCGUGAUGCGCAACGGGCGCUGUGUUGGCAUGCUGACGGCGACUGUGCAUGAAGAGAGCAGAUGCAGAGAGCUCGCCGGCACCGCGAUGUGCACGUACGCAAGCGACAUAUUUGACUUCCUGCUGGAGGUGGAGCGACAGAUGAAGGAGCCGCCUCCGAAGCUGCAGCGCGAAGAGACCGUCUUCCAGCAGCGGCGCCACGACGAGGGCUGCGAGCAGCAGCAACAGAAGGACUGGGAGCUCGACCAGAGCCGACUGGCGCGUCACAUCCCGGUGCCGGUGUCGCUGUGGCAUAUGGAGGAGAAAUGGAUGACGGAGGAGGACUACAUGACGAGCACCGUCUUCGGCCGUAGCGGCAUCUUCAACCAGGAGACGCAGGAGAACACGCUCGGCUACGACAUGAACUCUGCAAAGUCGUACGGCGAGCGUCCCGGUGACAUUGCAGCCUUCUCGACGGCCUCACAGGACGGCAAGCCUGGUAUGCAAGGCGAGCGGAAGGACUACAGCCCCACCAGCAUAUACGCCGACCACGAGGAUUUCAAGACGCGGGACGUUUGGGACUACAACGUCAGCGCAGAGAUGCGCUCGCUCUUCGAUAACUCUGUCGACGCAAAGGACGCGCACAGCCUCAACAUGAUGCGGAAGUCGCUGGAGAACAUCCGCGCGCAGCGGGCGAUGGAGAAGAUGAAGGAGACAGUGCUGAAGAACCCUGGCCGCUCCACCGACCCUCUCAAUGUUGGCAACAUGGGUCGCUACGACGCCAACAGCAGCGAUGGCGGUGACGCAUUCGAUCCUGCAGGGGCCGACGAAACACCGGCGGCAAAGCGGCAGCGUGAGGAAGAGGAGUACCACGAGGCGCUGCGCCGCCGCCACGGACAGAAGGCGCGGCCUUUCGGCGAUGAGGACCUCCGCGGGCUGUGGGAGCCGCAUUAG